This is a messenger RNA of Pocillopora meandrina, 4444 nucleotides long. Lineage: Eukaryota; Metazoa; Cnidaria; Anthozoa; Scleractinia; Pocilloporidae. The record is from the annotation of a GenBank genome assembly.
UCAAGCGGCCAUUUUUACCACGUUUGGACCGUCAUCAAAAGAGCUUGAAUUCUGUAAUUUUCAUCUUUGUGUCUCAGCUGAAAACGAACGGAAGAUGAGUUCUAAAGUCGUUCGAAGAGAUUCCUUAAAUGUUUGUGUUGUUUGUUGCGAAGAUAUUGAGUUUUUCGCCAUUGGAGUGUGUGACCAUUGUGUUUGCUACAAGUGUUGUGUUCGAAUGCGUGUACUCGGGAAGGAAAUUUACUGCCCAGUGUGCCGAACAGAACUGAAGCAGGUUGGUAUCAUUGAAAUGGAAGUAACCUAUGAUGUUUACAUUACAAUGCUGUUUAAACAGGGAAAUUGAAUUUUUAAAUUAGAUGAGUUAAAAGUAAUACCGGCUCACUAGUAAGACGAUCGAACUAUGAAUGAAAGUGCUUGUAAAAGCAUUUUUCAUAGCCUUGUGCGAAAAUUAUCACUCCUUCGAGCAUUCGACAACUCCAGGUUGCUUUCCUAUCGCAUUGCAACUUCUUUAUAGCAGAGAGCCUUUCUAGCUAAACUAUGUCUAAAUAUACUACUUCAUUUAUGAUUACAAGCUCACGAGUCUGCUAAACAUCUGAGGUGAUUGUGAAACAACAUCACUUUCGUUUAAUAAUCACACAGAGAGGUCUUGUAAGAUUGAUAAGUCGUGAGUAAAACAAGAGAGCUUAUGUAGUCCAUAUAUUUGAUAUAAAUAUUUGAUAAUGAAUGCUUCUCGGGUGAUCUCGGAUUGAUCUCGGAAUGAUUCAUUUCUUUUUAUGAUCACUGCGUAGGCGGUGAUAAUAGUCAACCACUGUUUUGAAAAUGGCUGAACGUGCUAAAUUUUGUGCAAAGUAGAAUCCAGUCGCUCUGCUAAUCACCCAUGAAAUUAUGCUGUGAAAAAUUUAUUGGCCUUGCCACUAGGGUAAAUUGACAAUUUAUUUCCUCAUAUUUACCUGGAGAAUAAAUCAACAAUACAUACUAUUACUGUGCCUUUGGCAAUUAAAAUUUAAGUAUUCAAUUAUUGUGCUGGAGAUAUUUAAGCUUUGAACUCCCAAGAUCUAACUGUUAAUUCUCCCAUCUGGCUGUUACACGUAAAUCACUUCUAGGAAUUAAAGGGUUAAUCUUUUGUAUGCCAUUUUCCUUCAGGUAUUCAUAACUAAACAUAUGACCAGUUAUGCAAAACUGGCUGGUAGAGGAGGUUCCUUUGUGAACGAUAAACGACACAACAUUCAUUACCAACAUAAGGGCAUCCAAGACAAAGUUAAGGAACUCUUGGAACAUCGCUGUCAGUUCUGCCCAAGCCGCCAGCCAGAGAGAUCAUUUGGCCGUCUCCGUGAUCACAUGAAGCGGGAACAUGAAAAGUUCUAUUGUGAUCUCUGUGUAGAAAAUUUGCAAAAGUUCAGCUUUGAACUGAAAGCCUACUCUCGUUCUGAUCUGGCACGACACCGCAGAGUUGGUGACUCUGAUGACAAAUCCCACAAGGGACACCCUCGUUGUGAAUUUUGUGAUCAGCGUUAUCUUGACAAUGACGAGCUUCACAAGCACCUGCGUAAGGAUCAUUUUUGGUGUCACUUCUGUGAACGGGAUGGAAGUCAGGACUACUAUCCUGAUUAUAAACAUUUACGAGAGCACUUUCGUGAUUUUCACUUUCUUUGUGAAGAAGACGAUUGUAUUCAUGAACAGUUUACUUCUGUCUUUCGAACAAAGGUUGAUUUUCAAGCACAUCGGGCUGCAAAGCACUCUGGAAAGUUGAGUAAAGCACAGGCUCGUCAGGCUCGUCAGUUAGAUGUUGAUAUAACCUUUGCUCCACGGCCAAGGCCUCAGACAAAUCAUGGUUCAGUUACUGCUGGAGAUUUUGUGGAAGUGAGAACUUCAGAACAAAGAAAGGGAAAAAGAGAAAAAGGAGGAAGAAGAGGAGACUUUUCAGGGCCAAACAGGUUUGUAGUGGUAGAGAUGUACCAGUAAAUCUUCUAGCAGCAGAAGAGUCACGAGUGAAACUCUAUGGAGGGUUAUUUCUUUUGCCUUGUUUAUUUCCUUUUUCAUUCUUGUAUACACAAUUGUAAAUGAUCACAUUCUGAUAGCCUUAUUAGGUAACUGCCUUAUUGCAAUGACUUUAUAAAGGUGUUCAUUGGCUGCAAUUGCAAAGGACAUACUGUACUUGAUUACCUUCAUAAACCGGUACCUUAAACAGAGUUUCAACCUUUGUUCCACAAGGCCCUUAUAGUAAAUGCCAUGGACUCUGCUUCAAAAAUUUGUGGUAAAAAUGUGGGCAAGGUUUAUUGCAUUAUGUUGUUAGCAAGGUGCUUUACAGCCAGUGUACUUUCCUAUCAGGGCUACAAAUUGCUACCAGCAGAUUGUUAAGUGAACUUGGCAAAAUGUAGGGGCAUAACUGUCAACAUAUUGACAUCUCAUCUAGGGGCAGUAGCAGCACUCUGCUUCAUGCUGUAUGAACCUGAAAAAUUUACAGCAGUUAUGCCAGUCAAUCUCAUAUGUGGACUAUUAGUGUGUAGCAAUACCAAAAUUUGGGGAAAGAAGUCUUUCUUGAGAAACAAGAAGAGUGUUGCAACAACAUUUGCUGGUUUCCUGGCUCUUAUCUGUUAUUUAGGUAGAAUUUCAAGGGUCAUAAUUAUAUGUGUUAUAACUCUUUUGUUUUGAUGUAAGUAAAAAUAAUAUUCUACCUGUUUUUUCUUUUAGGGAGUUUUGCUAUAUUUUUGUGAAUUUUUCACCUCUGUCUCCUUAUUUUAGGAAAGAGGCCUUAGAGCUACAGACUGCCCUGGCUCUUUCUUUGAGUGAAUCCUCAGGGGACCCUUCACAGCUUCCCUCACCUUCAUCUAAGCUGCAAGAACCUAAGAAGCACAAGCCAGAAGAAGAUGGAACAGUUGGGGGGCUACCUGCUAAAGAAACAGAGGAAUUAGCUCAGUUCCCAGUUUUGCUAAAUUCUUUAGAGGUUACAAGUGCAGAUAAAGAGUCUAAGAAGAGUAAUAAACCCACGAAACCUCCUUUGUAUGCAUCUGCUUCUCAUCCACCAUAUUCAGUCAAUGACUUUCCCUCUCUGUCUGCUUCUGGUCAAAGAUCUGAACAAUCACCACCUGUACCUCCAGGAUUUGCUUCAGCAGCUCGUCAGCAUCCACCUUUAGCUAUAACACAGCAGACUUCUCGCGCUAAGCCCCCUCCUGGUUUUCAGACACCCUUUGAGGCAACUUCUAAGGAGAAGAUUAAAGAAAAUGUGGCACCAUUACAAGAAGCACCUGUUACUAAAACAGAGGUUAAGACAAACAGUAGUGUUCAAGAGAGAAAUCAAGCUUUAGUUGAAAAAAUAAGAGUCUUAUUAGGAUAUGAAAAGUCCAAAUUUGAAGAGUUCAAGGAAUUAUCUGGAAAGUUUCGCAAGAGCAUUUGUUCUGCUGAAGAAUAUUAUGCUCAGUGUUAUGAAUUAUUCGAGUCUAACUUUUCUCAAGUUUUUGCAGAACUGGUAGAUUUAUUGCCUGAUCCUGAUAAACGAAAAGAACUGUUAGCUAUCCAUCAAGAUGCUAAAGUUAUAGCAAAGCAUCAAGAUGAUAAAAAUAAGAAUGGGAAGGUCAGCAAAAAGCCACCCUUGCCUGGGGUUUGGCAAACUGGUGCCACUGCUUGGAAUGUGGAGACAAACAGGGGUGGUAUAUCUGAAAGAGAUUUUCCAGCAUUGCCUGCAGCAACCAAACCAUCUUAUCAGCGAAGGUAUAAAGCACCAAAGAGUGCUGCUGUCCUCAAAGAAGCAUGGAUCCGAGGAAAAUAAGUUCCUUUUUGACAGAAUCCUGAUACAUGUUAUUGUGUUUUUAGGGUAAUUUACAGUUUAUCUUGUGUAGUUUCCAAUUUGAGGACAUUUAAGACCUUGUACUAGCAUUGUGUCGUAUUAUUGAAUUGUUUGGGUUUUUAAAAGUUAUGGUUAUCUAGAUUUAGUACAUAAACAUUAUUAAUGAUUAGUACAAUGAGGAUCUACCAUUUUUAAAUUAUAAGUUUUAUAGCUUCGUAUAUGUAUUUUUUUUUGUAACCGGCCAAUUUAGUAUUUUGUGUUCCUUCCUGUUCAAUCAGUCUCACACUUUCCAGUUGCCAGAGACACUUAUCUGCCAUCUCCUCCCAGAGACACUUUUCUUUCAAGGAAGUAUGUUUUAAAAAGACACUGACAGCUGCAAAGGAGAUCAGUGAAAUAGUGCAAUAUCUAAGGAACAUUCUCAAUGCCAUCCUAUGAAAAAGUUAUCAGGAAAGAACAAGCAAAUAGCAAAUCCCAUUGGCCAACUGCAAGCAACAAUCGAAAUGUUAAUUAAUGAGAAUUUUAAGUCAAUUCUAAUGACAGGUGUUAAAUUUUUUUUAAAAUGGGAUUCUGAGUUAACAACUCACUUUUUUAUUUUUCAAUGGACAAAUGUUGCUAAGUUCCCAUAGGAAAGGUAGAGAAUUAAAAUCACUCCAUACUCAUUCU